AUGGCCAGUGAACAAAGCACACUUGUCACAAAUUUAAGAAAAUUUGUUACUCUAGUUGAUAGAUUAAGAGAUACCGGGCUUCACAAGUAUAUUGAUUUACCUCGUAUUGCAGUUUUAGGUUCACAAUCCGCAGGUAAAUCAUCAUUACUUGAACAGAUUGUUGGUCUUGAUUUCUUACCAAGAGGAGAGGGUACAGUCACAAGAAGACCUUUGGAAAUGAGAUUGUUUUAUGUUCCAAAAGAAAAAUUAAGCAUGCCUUAUGGUGUAUUUGAGGAAAUUCCUGGAUAAAAAUUUACAGAUUUCUAAAUGGUUAAGUAAAAUAUAGAUAAAUUAACUAAUAAUGUUGCUGGUGCAAACAAGGGUAUAGUAGACAAACCUAUUGUGCUUACUAUUUACUCAUCAACUUGCCCUGAUCUUACUAUUGUAGAUUUACCAGGUAUUACAAAAAUUCCAAUUAGGGGAACUGAUCAAACCUAGGAUAUUGAAAAAAUCACUAAAGAAAUGGCAGCAAGAUACUGCAAAGACCCUAAAACUAUUAUUUUGUGUGUUAUUCCUGCUAAUGCUGAUAUUACCACUUCUGAUGGUUUGAUGAUGGCAAGAUAGCUUGAUCCACAAGGUUCAAGAACUAUUGGAUGUAUCACUAAAAUUGAUAUUAUGGAUAAAGGUACUGAUGCUAGAAGACUGCUUACUGGUGAAGAUGUAGGUUUGAAACUUGGUUAUGUUGGUAUUAAGAAUCGUUCCUAAGCUGAUAUUAAUGAAAAAAAAACUGUGUUGUAAUCUCUUGAUGAUGAAAGAAAAUUCUUCUCUACAAGUCCUAUUUACUCUUCAUUACCUUCAAGUUUACUUGGUACAAGAUCUCUUACUAAUAAGUUGACUGAUGUUCUUUAUACACACAUCAGAACUUGCUUACCUCAAAUCAUUUCUGAAAUUCAAAAGUAAAUUAAUGAAAAGGAAUAAAGAUUGAAAGAAUUAGGAACUGGUAUGCCAGAAGAGGAAAAGGAUAAGCUUAAAUACUUAUGGAAGGUCAUUAAUGAUUUCUCAACUGCUUUCAAAAAUUCAAUUAAUGGUAGUUAUGAUAAAUUAGCUACUUUUGACAAAAAUAAAUUACCUGCUGGUCAUAGAAUUAGAGUUAUAUUAACAGACUUGUACUCAGAUAUCAGAUCUUUUAAACCUACUGAACAAUACAGUGAUAUUGAUAUUAAAAAUGCUAUUAUAAAGCAUGAAGGUGACAGUAUUCCUGGUUUCCCUUCCAUUGAUGCCUUUUUAGCCUUAUUGACACCUCUACUUUAAAAAUUAAAAGACCCUGCCUUUGAGUGUGUUAAUGAAGUUUACCACGUUUUAGAGGAAAUUGCUACAAAUAUUUUAGAUAAGAUUGUCAGCAAAGUUCCUGCUCUCAAAGAAGAAUUGCAAGACAAUAUUCUUUAACAUUUCAAAAACGAAAGAGACUCUUGUAGAGAUAAAAUUGAAAGUUUGAUUGAUUCUGAAAUUGGUUAUAUUUUUACAAAUGAUGUUGAAUAUCUUACAAGCAGAGCCUCCUCUAGUGUCAAGGAUAAUCCUCCUAUUGAUCCUAAGCAACCUAUUCCCAAAAAUAACCAAGGAUAGGGAAAUUAAGCUCCUUUCAGUUAAAAUUAUUAGAGAUAAAGUGGAGAUCCCUUAGUUCAUGAAUUAAGAUAUAGACUUGACGAUUACUUUAGUCUUGUUAUGAGAGGUAUUCGUGAUUCCGUUCCUAAAUUUAUUGGAUACUUCCUCGUUAAAGCUUCAUAAUUCAAAUUAUAAUAAACCUUAUUCGAAGCAACUAACAGAAGUGAAAAAUACUUUAACUUGAUGGCUGAACCAACUCAUAUUGUUGAAGAAAGAAAAAAUUUAGCAAGUGCUGUUGAAACAUUAAAGACUUCAAUUAAAAUGAUUAGAAGAGAUCCAGACUUUUCAAGUUAUGAAAAGUAUGCUAAACCUGCUAAUGAUGUUUAAAAGGAAAGAGAUAUUGCUCUUUCUUCUAGCUCUGGUAAGAAGAAUAAUGGACCAGCUUAACCUCCUCCACCUCGCCAUUAAAACUCUGCAAAUAAUAGUAUGACAGAUAUAAAACCAAACCAAACAGGAGCUCCAUAAAAUCCCAACAAUAGCUUCUCUGGAUCAAAUUAAAAUCAACAAAAUUAAAACCGUGGAGCCAUCUUCCCUCCAGGCUAAUAGUAAAGACCAGUAGCUAAUCCUUUGGGUAAUCCUAAUCCUUAACAAGGCGUUCCACAGUAAGUAAACCCUGUGGGUACAAAACCAAACACUGGAAACGCUUUUGUUAUUGGAAACUAACCAAAUAAUCCAAAUUAAAAUAAUAAUAAUAGCAAUCCUAAUUUAAAUAAUAACAGCAAUAAUAAUGUCAACUAGCAACCAAAAACUAUGAAUCUUUUUGGAAACAAACCAAUUCCUAACUAAGGUGGUUAAGUUCCUCCUGGUGGUUAACCAGUUAACUAAGGUGGUAAUUAACCUCCUGUCUAACAGCCACCUAUGACCCAUUAGAUCGUAGAUAAAGCUGUUGAUAAAACUUUUGAAAAUCCAUAAUUUUAAAAAGGAUUAUAGAAUGCUGCUUCUGCAGGAGCCAAAUAGGCCUUUGGUAAUAACGCCAUAGGUGAAGCAGCUGGUAAAGGUGCAGCAUAAUUAGUUUAAAACUAAGCAGUAUAGGAUGCUAUGAAAGAUCAAGCUAAGUAAUAAGGCAAAGCAUAAGCUGAUUAAAAAGCUACAGAAGCAAAAGCAUCUUUCAAAUUCUGGUGA
This is a messenger RNA of Tetrahymena thermophila SB210, 2763 nucleotides long. Its product is annotated as dynamin central region family protein. Gene Ontology annotation, cellular component: cytoplasm; membrane; microtubule. Lineage: Eukaryota; Ciliophora; Oligohymenophorea; Hymenostomatida; Tetrahymenidae. The record is from RefSeq and is a predicted model, not a curated record. Gene Ontology annotation, molecular function: microtubule binding; GTPase activity; GTP binding. The transcript is spliced from 8 exons.